UGAUUGGUUCAGUUCUCACAAACGAGCUUCGGUCAUGAUGACUUACUAGCCAGGAAGCGGCGGUUCCCGGAGAACGUAACAUACCGGCCGAUAAGGGCCUUCAGGUGGACUCCACCGUUGUCGGUGUGUGAAGGAGAGUCUGGGAGCAACCUUUGGUCCGUAGCCGGUGGGGAUGAAGGCAGGUUCCCGGAGGUUACUGUGAUAAUUUUCUGUCUGUCGGGUCCGUCUUCCUGUAGCGUCCGACGCUGUCCGCCGGCACUGCGGGUUUUAGGUUUAUGCUGGUGGAGGAUAGCCAUAGGUCACGGGCAUGUAUUUAUCCAGUGUGGAGCUGUGGAGAACAUACUGGGAGUUUGUUUCCAGGCCAUACACGGUGCUCGUCUGCUCCCUGACAGCCGCUCUGUACUGUCUGUGGGGCCGCAAGUGUCAGACCCCCGUCCUGAUAUGUAGCGAAGCUUUUGGCGCAUUCCUCCAUAAACACUGUCCUGUGGUAGCUGAGCGCUUCUGUCCCACUCCCUGGUGCUGGGGAGGACGGCUGCAGACGCUGGUCUGUGCGCUCCUUAAAUCCAAACCCCCCGUCUCGUAUCGCAAUGAGUUGAUUCGUACCAUUGAUGGUGGUCAGAUCUCCUUGGACUGGGUGGACAAUCAUGCCAGCGACACCUACCCGGAAUCGUGCACGCGGCCCAUUGUGCUCAUCCUCCCAGGCCUGACGGGGAACAGCCAGCAGUCCUAUGUGCUUCAUGCUGUUAGCCAGGCAACCAGACGGGGUUACAGAUGUGUGGUCUUCAACAACAGAGGAGUAGGAGGGGAAGAGUUGCUGACGCCUGUCACCUACUGCGCUGCUAAUACUUCAGAUUUGGAGCGAGUUGUGCAGCAUGUGAAAGGCCUGUACCCUCAGGCUCCUGUGCUGGGAGCUGGCGUAUCUCUCGGAGGCAUGAUCUUGUUGAACUACCUGGCCUGUAAGCAAACAAAGUCGGGAAUGGUGGCAGGCAUCACCAUCUCCGUCGCCUGGGACGCGCUGAGGUCGUCCGACUCGAUGGAGGAGCCUCUCAACUGGCUUCUCUUCAACAAACACCUCACCAACGGCCUGCGCCAAAAAGUCACCAGGCACAGGAAGAUUUUGGAGAAAGUGGUGGAUGUCGACUAUGUCCUGAAGGCGCGGACUAUCCGGGAGUUCGACGAGCGCUUCACUUCACAUCUGUUCGGCUACAAGUCUUGCGUCGAUUACUACCGGGACGCCAGUCCAGCCAAAAAGCUCCCACACACCAGCGUACCCAUCCUGUGUCUCAACGCCGCCGAUGACCCCUUCUCUCCACAGAGCGCAUUCCCGGUCUCCAUAGUCCAAGCCCUGCCAAACGUCGCCCUGCUGCUGACGGCUCACGGCGGACACAUCGCCUUCCUGCAGGGCCUGUUUCCUCGGGGGGAGAGCUACAUGGAGCGUCUGUUUGGCCAGUUCGUCCAGGCAGUCUUUGAACACCCGAGGGACAUCAAGAGAGCCUGUGGCGUCAAAAAACACCAGCCCAGCAAAGACCAGAGUGACGGAAAAGAAUAAUCAAUCAAAGAUAGAAGAAAUCUGUAAAGCCUGAUUUAUAUAUAUAUAUAUAUAUAUAUAUAUAUAUAUAUAUAUAUAUAUAUAUAUAUAAAGCAUCAAUUGUUCCUUGCAUGCUGUUAGCCGUCCAGCAAAAUGUCUUGACGUCAUUGCAGCCCUGCUGUUCUACCUCAGACGGAAGCAAAACAAGCUAAUUUAAAAAGGAAAAAAAAUGGUGAAAUCACUGCAGGGAAAGCCACUUUUCAAGUGUUUUAAGUAUGAAGUCCUGGAGCACGUGAAAAGCUUUUGCACACAACAGAAGAAGUAUUUUUGAAUGCUUGGUUUUCGGAAUGCUAACUGCUUUCUAUUUCCUCCCUCAGACAUCCGCUCCGGAUGCAAAGCAUAAUGAUGUGUGCAGAAAAAAAAAAAAAACGGCAACUUCAAAAUGCCUCAAAAAAGGAAUGUGUAAAACUGAACUGCAUUCAUUAGUUUAUUGAUAUAAUGCAAUUUGAUACUGAUGCCUUGGUUCCUCGUGUUCUCCUUUUGCUGUCCUUAAGGUAUUUAAAAUACCUAUUGAAAUGUUCCACUUAAAGCCCCAUGAUGUUCUGUUUGCCUGGCUGCAGUUCAGAGUAUGCCAAAACGUAGAUGCGUGAACAGUGUAUAAGAUACACACUUUAGCUUUCUGUGCACUUAUAAUAUUGCACCAUCUGUCGGUCUGAAUGUGAAGCGUUAUGACAUUUUAUUUUGGUAAAAUGCACCUUGCGUUUGUCAUUUGCACAACGUCUAGUAAAUGUGUGACAGAUGAAUGUCGUAUAUGAGAAGAUUCUGAUGAUUCCUAAAAGGGAUCUUGUUUUGAAUUUAUUUGUCGUAGCGGCGCACAAACGUUUUAAUGAUUGUUCUGACGGGAGCACUUAUUACGAACGGACCUUACGUUUGACGUGGUAAACGGUGAAAAUGAAGUUGGAUUCAUUGCAGAAGACAUCAGUAUUUCAUAUUUUAUGCGACUCUUGGCGAGAAGAGAUUUCAUGCAUUAUUUAUGACCAUGAAUAAAUUAUUGCAGCUAAAAUUGCUAGUUAUAAUAGUGUGUAUUUUGAAAGCUUUUUGACCACGUUUAAAACAUGUUUUUGAUUUUAAUCGGCCUGUAAUUUUGAAGUGACGUUGUUGCCUUUUCAGUGAGAUGUAAACACAAUCAUUUUUAUCAUUAUACAUAGGACACAUAAAGACAAAUAUAUAAGCAAUUAGCUCUGUGU
Molecule: messenger RNA, 2775 nt
Organism: Fundulus heteroclitus (mummichog)
Lineage: Eukaryota; Metazoa; Chordata; Actinopteri; Cyprinodontiformes; Fundulidae
Product: phospholipase ABHD3
Exons: 9
Coding region: 308-1549 (413 amino acids)
Biological process (GO): medium-chain fatty acid catabolic process; medium-chain fatty acid biosynthetic process
Molecular function (GO): monoacylglycerol lipase activity; acetylesterase activity
Source: RefSeq, a predicted model, not a curated record